AUGAGAUAUCAUAAACUAUUUAAAACGGAAAUGAUGACACUUUUCUCAAAGGACUACGCGAAUUUGAGCAUUUUGGAACUUCGCAACUUCCAAAUCACCUUCUUAAAUGCCCAUUUUCUGCAAGAUUUCAUUCCAAAUGAAUUAACUCUCAGUCAUGUAAACGGAACCACUUUGGGUGUUCUCAUCGCCAACUUAAACGAUCAUGCCUGCGGAGCAAUCAAGAGUCUGGACAUUUCGGGUGUCAAUAUAUUCAAAUUUCCCCCAUUUUUUCCUGAGGUUGGUGAACUCGGAUGGUUAAGCAACCUGAGUACUCUGAAUAUUAGUGAUACCAGUCUGGAUUCGUCAGCCCUAGCCAUUGUGGUUGAAAAAUGUCCAACCUUGAAACAUCUCGACAUUUCGGAUAAUCCAGUUGAGGAUAUAAGUUGUCUUCUCAAUUUAAAAGACCAAUUAGAAGGACUAGUCCUGCAUUUCAACGUGAUGCCGGAGGAAGCAAUUUAUUGGGAAGCCAUAUGGACUGUUCUGCGGUUGGAAAAAUUGCAAAAAUUAGAUUUGUCGGCCUUUGAGAAAAAUGGUAACUAUCGCCUCUCGAAUGUGGAAACUUUGCUCUCAUCAGGAACUUUUCCUCACCUGAAACACUUUGAUAUUAGCGGUAAUCCGCUUGGUCUCACCUCAGCUGAACUACAGACAUUUAUUGCAAAUCAUCGGAAUCUCAGAUUUCUUGGGUUGGCUCAUUGGCCUGAACGUCUAAAGGCUUAUGAUUUAUCUCUUAAAUACCCUAAUAUUACGAUGUCUGGCGAUGUCGGCGAAAGUAUGCUAAUAGAGGCCAUAAGACAGUACUGGAGGAAUCGUCGAUCAUUCGAUGCGACAUUGCACAAUAUCUAUAUACAGGCGGAAAGUGGACAUAAAUUCAGCGCCGAUAUUUUGGACGCCAUUCUUGAUGCCGCUGAGGAAAUUCGAAUCACCGAACCUUGUACUAUCCUUUAUAUGGCGACUAUGUAUGUUGUGUUGAAUAAUCUAAACCCAGACGAAUUAUCGAAAAAUCUACUUACUCGAUUAAUGAAAUUUAAUCUGGAUGCAAUGUUUCAAAACCGAGAAAGUUAUUUAUUUAUGAACAUCUUAAUGAAUAAGUUCAAGGCGGUAAGUUAUUUUUGA
This is a messenger RNA of Rodentolepis nana, 1152 nucleotides long. The record is from the annotation of a GenBank genome assembly. NCBI's taxonomy places the organism in Eukaryota, Metazoa, Platyhelminthes, Cestoda, Cyclophyllidea, Hymenolepididae.